Chaetura pelagica (chimney swift) is the source of this 1488-nucleotide messenger RNA. RefSeq names its product aarF domain containing kinase 2 (gene ADCK2). Gene Ontology annotation, cellular component: mitochondrion. The transcript has 8 exons. The annotation marks the transcript as partial. NCBI's taxonomy places the organism in Eukaryota, Metazoa, Chordata, Aves, Apodiformes, Apodidae. The record is from RefSeq and is a predicted model, not a curated record. Gene Ontology annotation, molecular function: protein kinase activity; ATP binding. Gene Ontology annotation, biological process: protein phosphorylation.
GCGGCCGAGGCUGCGGGCCCCACCUGCGUCAAGCUGGGCCAGUGGGCCAGCACCCGGAGAGACCUCUUCUCCGAGGCCUUCUGCGACGAGUUUUCCAAGCUGCACGUCGAGGUGAGCCCGCACCCCUGGAGCCACACGGACGAGCUCCUGAGGAAAGCCUUCGGCACGGACUGGACGGGCAUCCUCACGUUCCAAAGCCGGGAGCCGGUGGGCUCGGGCUGCGUCGCGCAGGUGUAUAAAGCCUACGCUGAGCUCCCCGCUGCCCCGGGCUCCCGGGCCGCCGAGGUAGCGCCCUGCUCGGGGUUACGCUCGGCUUUUGAAGCGUGGGAGGUCUCAGGCUUUAGCGGCCUCCUCGGGUGGCUGAGGAGGCGGAAGAGCGAGAAGCUGUGGGACAAGAGGAGCCGGGAAGAGCUGAGCGCAGCAGGUUGCCCCCGGGGAAGCCCUGUGAGUGGUGCCUCUGUUACGGAGCAGGUGGCUAAACCAGUCCGGAGUGCAAAUCCUUCAUCAGCCAAACAUCUCACACCUGUAGCCAUUAAAGUCCUGCACCCUGGGCUAGUCAACCAAGUCCAGAUGGAUCUGUUUCUCAUGAAGAUGGGUAGUCACAUCAUUGGACUUCUCCCUGGAUUCAAGUGGCUCAGUUUGACAGAGAUCGUGGAGGAGUUUGAGAAGCUUAUGAUUCAGCAGAUUGAUUUGCGCUAUGAAGCCAGAAACCUGGAGCGCUUCCGACAAAAUUUCCUAAAUGUGGAUUUUGUGAAGUUCCCAACUCCCCUUUGGCCUUUGGUAACAGCAGAUGUUCUAGUGGAGACAUUUGAGGAGAGCGAGCCUAUUUCUCACUACCUGCACGCGGAGAUUGCUGCAGAGCUGAGGCAGAGACUGGCAAAGAUGGGCAUGGACAUGCUGCUAAAGAUGGUCUUUGUUGACAACUUUGUCCAUGCUGACCUGCACCCUGGCAACAUCCUGGUUCAAGGCACAGCCCACGCCAGCAGCAGCUGCAAGGAGCAGACAGCCAUCGUGGACCUGUGUGAUACACUGGUGGUGGAGGUGAAGCCGCCCCUCAGGCGGCUCUGUUUGGUGCUGCUGGACGCGGGGAUCGUGGCGGAGCUGCAGAGCGCUGACAUGCAGAACUUCAGGGCCGUGUUCACUGCUGUGGUCCAGGGGCAGGGGGAGAGGGUAGCAGAACUGAUCCUUCAUCACGCCCGUGCUAACCAGUGCCAGGAUAUUGAGCGAUUCAAAGCUGAGAUGGCAGAACUAGUGACCAGGGUCCGGGGGAACACCAUUGCCCUUGGAAAGCUUCAAGUGGCAGAUCUCCUCUCAAAUGUGUUUAAACUAUUGAUGACCCAUAAGGUGAAGCUUGAGAGCAAUUUUGCUUCUAUCAUCUUUGCCAUCAUGGUUCUGGAAGGUCUUGGUCGUUCACUGGACCCUGAACUGGACAUCCUAGAGGCAGCUAAACCAUUGCUCAUCAAAACAGCAGCUUCUGUCCUCGAAUAG